This is a messenger RNA of Contarinia nasturtii (swede midge), 756 nucleotides long. RefSeq lists its product as uncharacterized. Lineage: Eukaryota; Metazoa; Arthropoda; Insecta; Diptera; Cecidomyiidae. The coding region runs from base 94 to 690 and encodes 198 amino acids. The transcript is spliced from 2 exons. The record is from RefSeq and is a predicted model, not a curated record.
AAACGUGUCAAUCUAUCUGAUUACGUCUACUAAUACGGCGUAAUUAGACAUAAAAUCGUCAAAAUUUAAGUAAAAAUUUGUAUAUCAAUCGCCAUGGCUGCAAUUCCGGAUAAAGUGUCGAUUGACAAACGAUUCGAGUGCCGAGUUGUGCUGGAAAACUUGAAUAUGAAUUCUUCGGGUGAUAGCUGGAUUGCUUCGUUGAAAAAUCAAGCGACUUCUGCUACUUCAUUAUCGACCUUGACUUUGAAUCGCUCAGAAGGGAUCACUGGAAUGCAAAAGGACGUGACUGAACAAAUGCCGCUGGUAAAAAACUACGAGGCUCGCAUGAACGAAGUAAUUGAUAGAACGAUUUCGGAAAUCAGAACGAAGUAUCGCGAAAAUUUGAUUGAAUUAAUCCCCUUAAAUAAUGGUCCCAUGGUGCAUUACGCAUGCAAACGCGAAUUGGCUAAAUUACGUGCUGAGCAUGCCGAAGAAAUUGUCCAGUUGAAGGGGGAAAUUUUGCAUUAUAGGGCUAAAAUGGAACGAAUGAAACGUGAAUGUGAUUCGGCCAUCGAAGAUGCCAAGAAGAAACAAUGGUGCUCCAGCUGUGGCAAAGGCAAAGAUCACAUUCAAAUACAUUUCUGCAACAACGAAUGUCAAGAAAAAUAUAUUGACCUCAUCAAAACUGAAUCAUUCAAAAAUAAGAAGUAAGACGUGAUGAAUCGGAGGAUAUAAUCACAACACUUGCAACUGAACACCCUCAACUCAAAAAGCAGC